This is a messenger RNA of Belonocnema kinseyi, 1055 nucleotides long. Its product is annotated as E3 ubiquitin-protein ligase PPP1R11. NCBI's taxonomy places the organism in Eukaryota, Metazoa, Arthropoda, Insecta, Hymenoptera, Cynipidae. The transcript has 4 exons. The record is from RefSeq and is a predicted model, not a curated record. The coding region runs from base 109 to 474 and encodes 121 amino acids. Gene Ontology annotation, molecular function: protein serine/threonine phosphatase inhibitor activity; protein phosphatase 1 binding. Gene Ontology annotation, cellular component: nucleus.
CGCACGUUCUCUGAAUUGUUCACAACUGUCAAAAGCCCACGAAAAUUUCUGAAAUUCAAACAAUUUUAAACGUAUUCUCUCACAUUUUUUGACAAACGUGAAACCAAAAUGGAACGGACAUUAUCAGGCCAAUCAGCUCCUUCAAAAACGAUCUGCGAAGAAGAUGUUUCGGACGCACCUACGGAAGUUCCGACAGUCCGACUACGUCUCAGAAAACCUAGAUCGAGUAAGAAAGUUCAGUGGACUCAAGGAACUGUCGAUAACGAAGAUUUGAACAAAAAGAAAUCGAAAUGUUGCUGUAUUUACGAAAAGCCCAAGACUUUCGGAGAAAGUAGCUCCGAAGAUAGUGACGAUGAGUGUGAACAUUGCCAUGGACACAAAGAUGACCACAAGAAAGUGACACCUAUCAAUAAAAACGAUACUCCACCUGACGGAAUUUCCCAUUCAGAACCGAUAGCAACUGGAUCAGUCUAAUUCGAUCACUUUCAUAAUUUAUCUUCAUGGAACAUUCAAGCAUCCUGCCUUCAUUGUACAGAAGUUAGACGUCGACAGGUGUAAAAACGGGGAUUAUACUUUUCUCUUUUUUAAUUUUCUAGCAAAUCAUUAUUUAUAAAUAUUUGGGUGAAUUUUAGAUUAUUUUUGAUUUUUAGCAAAACUUUUUUUCUCUGUAUUGAAAGAAAAAAAGUAAGACUCGGUUUUUUAAUAUUGAUUGUCUGAUAAAAAUAGCUUACAUAUUGGGAAUGGUUAAACUGCCAUGCGCCAUCUGGCGAAAAGAAUCCGAAUUAGAAAGAAUGGGUAUGAUUUUAAAGAAGCAUUUUAAUUUGCCCAUAAAAAUGUUCAUUAUGACAUCUUUCAGUUUAAAAUGCGCAUUUCCAAAAUCGUCCACUUUAACAAAUUUAAAAUUUUAGAUUUUAAUUAUUAAGUGUACAUUUUAAUUUAAAGAAUUUUAUAAUGUAGUUUUAAAUACUUAAGCCAAUAAAAAUCAGAAGCAUUUCAAAUCGAAAAUUUUAGAUAAAACGCAUUUUUAGCUGAUCAACUGUGAAUAUAAAUUAAUA